CCCAAUUCCUCCACAUUGCCACAUUGCUACACAGCAGGGAGAGAAAGAAGAGAGAGAGAUCUGUUCUCUCCAUUUCCCAAAAAUACACUUUGUUCCGAGACACAAAAAUGGGGCUGUCUUUCACCAAGCUUUUUAGUCGGCUUUUUGCUAAGAAAGAGAUGCGAAUACUGAUGGUGGGUCUUGAUGCUGCUGGUAAGACUACCAUUCUGUACAAGCUCAAGCUGGGAGAGAUAGUCACCACCAUUCCUACUAUUGGAUUUAAUGUGGAGACUGUGGAAUAUAAGAACAUUAGCUUUACUGUUUGGGAUGUGGGUGGCCAGGACAAGAUCCGACCUUUGUGGAGACAUUAUUUCCAAAACACUCAGGGUCUGAUCUUUGUGGUUGAUAGCAAUGAUCGUGAUCGUGUUGUUGAAGCUAGGGAUGAGCUGCACAGGAUGUUGAAUGAGGACGAGUUGAGGGAUGCCGUGCUGCUAGUAUUUGCUAACAAACAAGAUCUUCCAAAUGCGAUGAAUGCUGCUGAGAUCACUGACAAGCUUGGCCUUCACUCUCUGCGUCAACGCCAUUGGUACAUCCAGAGCACAUGUGCCACAUCCGGUGAAGGGCUGUAUGAGGGAUUGGACUGGCUCUCCAACAAUAUUGCAAACAAGGCAUAAACUGUACGAUCCUGACUUUCGGGCGCGAUCAAUGCUAGGAGACACUUUACCUGUUGUUCCCUUCUGUCACAGUUUUUUUACUAUGUCAACAAUGUUAACUUUUUACCAUGAUUGUGGAUUCUGUAGCAGACACUGCCAUUUGCUUCCUCGGUUCCAGAAUUAUUCAUGAAUUUUUAUUCUUCCUCAUCAUGGAUUUUAUCUCAAUGGCUUUGUUUGUUUAAAUAUUUCAUGAAACAAUCCUA
Messenger RNA from Vitis riparia (riverbank grape), 895 nucleotides. Its product is annotated as ADP-ribosylation factor-like. Gene Ontology annotation, molecular function: GTP binding; GTPase activity. Gene Ontology annotation, cellular component: cytoplasm. The coding region runs from base 108 to 653 and encodes 181 amino acids. NCBI's taxonomy places the organism in Eukaryota, Viridiplantae, Streptophyta, Magnoliopsida, Vitales, Vitaceae. The transcript is spliced from 7 exons. Gene Ontology annotation, biological process: intracellular protein transport; vesicle-mediated transport. The record is from RefSeq and is a predicted model, not a curated record.